Messenger RNA from Carassius gibelio (silver crucian carp), 1649 nucleotides. RefSeq names its product BRF2 RNA polymerase III transcription initiation factor subunit (gene brf2). The record is from RefSeq and is a predicted model, not a curated record. Lineage: Eukaryota; Metazoa; Chordata; Actinopteri; Cypriniformes; Cyprinidae. Gene Ontology annotation, cellular component: transcription preinitiation complex; nucleus. The transcript has 6 exons. Gene Ontology annotation, molecular function: TBP-class protein binding; RNA polymerase II general transcription initiation factor activity. Gene Ontology annotation, biological process: transcription initiation at RNA polymerase II promoter; transcription preinitiation complex assembly. Bases 192 to 1514 code for a protein of 440 amino acids.
CCGCCCGGACCAAAAAACGUCAUCAGGAAGCGCCGCGGCGGCGAUGAUAAAAACAAACGUACACAUGUCGCAAGAAGUAAUGAGAGAAUCCGCUUUCAGCCGUUUGUGUGCAACAGAAACAACCCGUAUUGAUUGUCUAUCAUAGUAAUAUUCCACCGACCAUUUGAGGAUCAACUACCAAAAUUGCAGGUAUGCCGAGCAGCUGUCCCGAGUGUGGCUCAUCUAAUGUGGUGGAGGAUGAUCUGUACUCUCAGAGGCAGUGGGUGUGUGUGGACUGUGGUUCAGUGGUCUCUGAGGGACAUCUGACCACCACAGUGAGCGAUGAGACUCAGGGCAGAGCUGUGCCCUAUCAUGCUUCCACAGAGGCGAUAAAGAAACCCUGUAGAAAUCUAAUUGCUGGUUUUUCUCGGGUGCGUGCACUGUGUCGUAUCCUCCGAUUAUCCAGUGACAUGGAGUCGGCAGUAGUGAGUCUCUUUGAGCGUGCUUACAACCACCCGAGCUUCAUCUUUGUGACCUUAUCCAAGAAAGAGAUCUUGGGAGGCUGUUGUGUACUCUCCGUCUGCCGCCAGUGCAACUGGCCUGUUGCCAUGGGAACAAUUGGUUACCUGUUAGGGGUGGACAAUGCGGCACUGGGCGCUGUUUAUCGGGAGUUUACAAAGGCUCUGAACAUUGAGAUCAACACUGUGGGCAUCAUGGACUUGCUGGAAAGCUUCUGCUAUGAUUUCAAGCUGGGUCCUCAACAGGUGGACGAAGUGUUUGCUGAACCCCCCCAACGGCUGGUGGACAGGACUUCAGCUUUGAUCGAACUAGCCGCGGAUGCCUGGAUAGUGACGGGCCGCCAGCCUCUGCCCCUCCUGUUUGCAGCAGUGUAUCUGGCCUGGCAGUCGCUAAAUCCUAAGGUCCGCAUGAAAUACACCUUUAUUAAGUUCUGCAAGAUCGGAAAAGCGCCGGAACAGUCAUGGCACAGGAGCAGAGAUUCGGUGGUGAAGCGGCUGAAAGAGCUGCGGGACGUGCUGUGUAAGCUGGGGCGAGCGCUGCCGUGGCUGAGGGGUGUCACGGUGGAACCCAACACUGUGGUCCCGCUGGUGGAUGACAUCCUGAAGAACCACAGAGCUUUGCUCAUGAGGGCUGUUAGAAACCACGAACAACAGCUGCAAAAUGAGUCCCAAACUGCACAAACGACAGAGUGUGACAAUGAGCGAUCAGAUUCAGACCGCGCCGAUUCACAUUGUUCAAAGCCAGCUGAGCUCAUGGAUCCUGAUCAGGCCGGGUGUGAGAAUCCUCCUGAUGAAGAAGCCAUAGAUUGUCAGCUGCCACCAAACCACUGGAGUAAAAGGCACUUGUUUUUACCCCCAUGUGUGAAGAAUCGCAAGCGGCAGAGGGUUGACGCUCCGCAGCCGGAAGUGACCGGAGAUGAAGAGAUAUCGGACAGCGAAAUUGAGUCAUACAUUCGCUCUCAGGAUGAAAUUGAAAUGUAUCUAAAGGUUCGGAAGGAGCUAAAGAAAAAUGCAUGAUUUUGUGCUGUUGUUUACAUAUAAUUAAUUACUGCUGAUUUCCUGAUACAGUCAGUUUUUCGUUACAUUGAUUUUAUUUCAUGGUUUUCUUGGAUUAGUUCUGUUCGUUGUUAAUAAAAAUCCUUUUUUCAGUUA